This is a messenger RNA of Australozyma saopauloensis, 747 nucleotides long. RefSeq names its product glutathione S-transferase family protein. The transcript has a single exon. The coding region runs from base 1 to 747 and encodes 248 amino acids. The record is from RefSeq and is a predicted model, not a curated record. NCBI's taxonomy places the organism in Eukaryota, Fungi, Ascomycota, Pichiomycetes, Serinales, Metschnikowiaceae.
AUGUAUCCUGCCGCUUGUUCUUUUUGGAACUCUACUAAUACCAGUCUUGAAGACUCUAGAGCCUCCAGAAUUGUCUGGGUGUUGGAAGUACUCGAACUUGACUACGAAGUUAAAACUUAUGCUCGUGAUCGCAAUAUGUUAGCUCCAAAAGAGCUCAAGAAAUUGUGGCCCAUCGGAUUAUUCCCUUUGCUUCAGGUUUUCAAGCAAGGACUGUCUGAAUCAGAGACUGUAGCUGAGUCGGGACACAUUGUGUCGUAUUUGGCUAGAAACUACGAUCACAAGAAACAAUUAGUAACUAAAACUCCAGAGGAUACUGAGUUGGCCGACUACUAUUUGCACUUCGCUGAGGGUAGUUUGCAACCACACUUGGUGUCAAUGUUGGUGAACAGAAUAGCUGUGCAGAGCGUCUAUUGGCCAGUGAGUGUGUUGGUUGGCGCUGUUACUCUGCAGAUGAACAGUAAGUAUUAUGGUGCUAGACUCAAGAGCGCGCUCGAGUUCUUGGACUCUCAAUUGGAGAAGAAGGGCGGUGGAUACUUUGUCGGCGAUAGCUUGACUGUGGCUGACUUGAUCUUGGACUUUCCAAUUAACCAGAACAUCUUUGGAACUGGCCCUGUUGGUGGCGCUGGCCGGGAAUUAAAUGCUAUUCAGGCAUACCCUCACCUCUACAAAUGGCACCAGCUUACCACCAGCUUGCCUUCCCAUAUCAGAGCUAUGGCUCGUGAGAAGACAGAGGUGGCAAAGUUGUAA